Molecule: messenger RNA, 1715 nt
Organism: Amoebophrya sp. A25
Lineage: Eukaryota; Dinophyceae; Syndiniales; Amoebophryaceae
Source: the annotation of a GenBank genome assembly
AAGGGUUAACGAAUUGCAUUCUUCACUACCAUUCCUCACUUUUUUACGAAAUCUCUCCUUACGACUUUCUUGUGCGUUAUUUUUGUGUGGUCUCUGACUUUAUUUUUUUCUGACUCGUAUACUCUGGUACUUUUCGCACUGAUUUUUGCUUUACUCCAGAAGAUUGAGCAUUCAUGAACAACGUGCGUGAAUCAGUGGACUUUGCUCUCAUCUUUGCGAAAUCGGGCGUGGAGACGCGGCUCUGGGAAACCAGACAUGGGCACGCACUUUGCGGCAGUAUUUCUCGAUACGGGGAAAGUGCUACUUCUUUGCGCAUCUUCUUGCGUUGAUGCAUGUAGAUGGACAACUCGGUAGCGCACUUCCCAAAAGGCAGCUGGUGCAGAGAGCUUGAGGCGUUUGUGGCGGACGCUGCAGCAAUCAUGGCAGAAGCGGCGCUACAUGAUACUUGGCCUGUCUCCGCGUGUAAUAGAAUUGCAGGCAUUUUCCAGAUGUGUGCAAUUCCUCGAUGCCUUUACUUAUUACGUAGAAAGUAGCAUGAUUAAAGUGGUAGCUCCUAUAUAAUUUAGUGCUCCGCUGGUGCUUCUGUGCUUGUGCUCGUGGCGGAGUGUUUCUGGUGGGGUCGACGGCGUGGCAAUUUUGGCGGAAGUGUCAGAUGCUAGGAGGUAGGGACAGGUGGGCUCUGUGCCUUGAUCGAGGAGAGGAGUCGCUUGGCGGAUUAUUUACAGACUUGAUGAUCACCAGGCAAGCAAUGGACUGGGUGGAGCUACUAGGGCGACUAAUUGUGGAAGAGUUGUAGCUGCUCAGGGCUUGCGAGAAAAAGGGCAGGGAACUAGCCGGUUUGAGGUAGUGGGAGCGCGUUCUCCAUAGAUCUCUGACGUGCAGACGCUGCGUGAAUUUCUGAGCAGCCAGGAGGAAAGUCUAGCUUUGUCAGUCAGGGCCUUGUGGGCAGGAGGCCGAAAGGCAAGAGGCUGUCGUCUCAAGAGAGACCCAGCAAAGAGCAGGAAAGGCCGGCGAAGUAUCAGGAGUGCCCGCUGUUCGGAAUGCGCGAGCAAGUGCGCGUAGCUGCUGGUUGGCUGCAUACGGGCGAUAGGCUCGAAGGGCGCGGCUGUCGGGGAUGCAGAAGUCUGGUGGCUCGGCGGAGGAAAUUCGCGGCGCCGUGGCUCGGUGGUAUUCAAGAGAAAGGCCUUCGGAAAGGAUUCAAAGUCCAGGCGCCACGGGAGGGCAUUUCUCUGAGAGGAGGUUGCUCUGGUGAAUCGAUUAGAUAGCAAGGUAGCCGCGGACGCAGAGUCCACAAGGCGCAAGGCUGAGGCAGAUGGGCGACGUUGGCCCUUCGCAGUCAAUGAAGGGCUUACAGGGGGUGAGCCCCAUGAGAGUUCUGCUGCAGCAGCGGGGGGCAGGUGAGACUGCAGGGGGGGCAUGUGACGACUUCGGUGCUGCAGAUACUAUCGGGGCAAAGACAGAAAGGUGGGCGUGGGGCUCAAGUGUACGCCGAAUGAGGAAAAGCCUGGCGUUUAUGUUCGCACGCGUUGUUCUUCACAAGAACUCUGCUUCUAAUCUCUUAUCCUAAAACUGAAACUUCUAGAAGAAGUUUUUUUGGAACGGAAAACAAAGCAGGAGGACGCGCUUUAUUUUCAUACCCAGCACAGGUGGAGCUACAGACGCAGGUGGUGGAGGUGUCUUCGAAACGAAGUACGAUGGUUGCUUUAUUAAGGUGA